This is a messenger RNA of Lobosporangium transversale, 1913 nucleotides long. RefSeq lists its product as hypothetical. Bases 76 to 1833 code for a protein of 585 amino acids. The transcript has 2 exons. The record is from RefSeq and is a predicted model, not a curated record. Lineage: Eukaryota; Fungi; Mortierellomycota; Mortierellomycetes; Mortierellales; Mortierellaceae.
CACACUUCUUCUCACACUUCUACAACUUUUCAAUCACACACUUUAUUCCCAAGUUUUCCUUUCGCCCUGAAAAUAAUGAUUUCAAAAGCAGAAUUUCUCCGCAACACCAAGGCAACUGAGCCCUAUCACAUUAUUGAACCAUUCGUACGAUUAUUUGGAAUUAAGGAUACAGAAGAAUUUUUAAGUGUUAUUUCCGCCGCCUUGACGGAGCUCCUUGAUGUAAAUUACGACAAUAAUGACCAGGAACUAUAUCAACAAUGCAAACGCUACGCUCGAUGGAAACAAGUUGUUGAGUCAAAGACAUUCCGCACGUCUUGUACCAAAUUUUUCGCUAAGAAGACUGCCGCCGCGACGUCUACCCCUGCUACCACUGCCAACACAUUUCGUCGCUCGGACCGAAUUAAGGAGAUCCAGUCACCAGCAGCGCCUGUGAAAUCCCUAACUGAGGAGGAAAUACGGAUUGAUGGAUUAUUUUUAAAAAAAGACACGGAAACGAUCGGACAAAGGAUCAAACAGAGAGCUCUGGACCUAGAAGCUACUGUAACAUCACCUGAGUUCAAAGAUGUACACGAGCGCCGGAUCUUUUCUCUUGGAGCCUCGUCAAUUCUGGAUCUAGUAGAUAUGUCAAACGAGAGUCAGCUUUUCGAUGUAUUUCCCAGUAAGAGUGAUCAGGAUGAGUUAAUGACGAUGUUUGCUCAUCUAAGCAUGAAGAGAUCCAUUAAUGCACCUGAACCAACUGAGUUGCUGACACAUUGGGAUAUCUGCAGUGCGAUUGCUUCUAAAGAUGGGCUUGCUGAAGCACGAUCCUACCUAUAUCGAGAGAUGGGAGCCUGUCUGCCGAGCUUUGCGGAGAAUCUCAAGCCUCUCCUGAUAAUGAUUGACGCCCUCCUAUGUUAUCCCAAGAUAUUUGCACAAGAGUAUGACGUAACGGAGCAGGACUUAAUGAAUGUUCUUUGGAGCCCGAUGCUGUCUUCCUUAUUUCUCCGGCAGCAGAGUGAAACUGGGAUUAGGAUAAAAGGAGGAGAUUCGACACAGGUAGCGUCAAACAUCGAGAAAAGAGAAUUCUACGAUGACGGACACGCUAUUGCCUUCAAAAUAGAUUCUCGGAUCAUAAUAGAUGUUUCCCGAAAGGGUGAAAUCGACAUUGCAGCCGUCGAGGUUGCUCCCAAUUGCCAAGAGACCAAAAUUUUUUCAGAUGGGGCCAAAGUCCUCCGAGAGGCGAAGGAGAUAGUAAAUGGCUUGACCAAAAUUUUUCCGGAUGACGAAAACUUUCUCAAGAAUACGAUUGGUUACGGCGUUCAGAUAGGGAAUCUGUCUGGGUCGAUAUUUUCUCUGCAUCUAGUUGCUCCGAAGCUAUAUGUAGCAUGGCCAGAACAUACAUUCUGCCUUCCUGAUUCACGAGGAUCCUUGGAUCGAUUCAAGGAAGUCAUUAUAGCACUAUCUUGGUUUCAACAGGCCGUCCAAGGCACCGCCAUGAAUAUCAAAUCAGCUCUUUCAGUGCAGAAAACAGUCGGAGCACUCUAUGGCCACGGCUACAGCCAUAAACCACUGGGUCAAAAGCAGUGGACUAACCCAACCUGGUUUGAACCAUCAAAACCAUCUAAGGCUCGGCCAAUCCAGGAAUUAAUGAGGGUGGUGCACCCCAUUCAGACUGCAAUUAGUCCUCAAUCAAGCGAAGACCUAAAUAAGCAAACCCAUGCGAAUGCUACAUAUGACAGUAAUGGAUGGGCCAUUGUAGUGGCCAAAGAUGGCCGACCAAUGUACUUUAACAAGCAUACACUGCAGUAUCUUGAGGAACGUGGUGGCAAAAAAGCCAAAAUGGACGUAGCUUAAUAUAUCAGGUAAUCUAUACUCUUGCUUUUCAUACAUGCAUCUGACGUUAUUCUACUUGAAUUCAGUCUUGUUUUUUUUUU